Hypoxylon fragiforme is the source of this 1006-nucleotide messenger RNA. RefSeq lists its product as uncharacterized. Lineage: Eukaryota; Fungi; Ascomycota; Sordariomycetes; Xylariales; Hypoxylaceae. The transcript has a single exon. The record is from RefSeq and is a predicted model, not a curated record. The coding region runs from base 348 to 956 and encodes 202 amino acids.
CAAAGGGGGGUGUUGUAUACCAGUACCUUUCGUUACGGAACAUUGGACUUGUAUCUCAACAACUACCAUCGUCAUGUAUCAGUAGCGGUGUGUGUGAACGCCCCCUAUCGUUGACAUACACCUGGGAAGGUAUGAUGUUCUCACGGCGUAUAAGUAUUCCCACAGUCGACGAUGAAUUCAUCCAUUUUCCUUUCCCACAGACCACUACACUCAUACACUCCUACACACACCCUUUCUAGAGCCCCUCUCCAAUCACCAACUCUUACUAAGCGUAGUUUCGACAACACUGUACAACUUUCACAACGCAAUCAAGCAUCUCGCUUUACCACCUCAACCCAACCUUCACCAUGAGAUUCGCUAGCAUCAUCGCCGCUGUUCUCUCCACGGCCAUCACCUCAGUCCACGGGAAUCCCCAAGAACCCCAAGGCAGCGGCGGUCUCCCCGCUGGCUACAAGUUGGCCGACACCACCUGGUCCGGCAACAUCACGGCCAACGGGCCCAAGCUGACCUUCACCGGCUUCAGCAUGCAAGACAUCGAGUACCAAAUCCGGAAAGCCAACCCCAGCUUCCCGCUCGGCGGCAAGUCUGCUCUGGCCGUUCGCGCGGGGCCGAAGCUCGACUGCCAGCCGGCCGACUUCUGGUGGGCGCAGGUGUUCCGCAUACAGGAGGGGAUCGACUACCUGCACGGGAUCGAGGGGUCGUUCCACAUCGGCCCGGGGCCGCGGGUGUGCUCGCGCGUGUCGUGCAGCCACAAGAGCGCCAUCUACUUCUGCAACGACAACCCCCGCGACAUCUGGGUCGACGCCGACUACGUCGCCGACUACGCGCAGGACAUCGUCGACGCGUGCCAGACCUUCGAUGAUUCGGCGAGGGUCCGCGGGCAGCAGUUUGCGGCAGACUACUUCGACCCGAACAACUGGAACGUUAUUGUGGCGCUCGACUUUGACCACUGUUAAAUCGACAGCGGUUGUUGCUCUGCAUUCAUACCUACCUACCUACCUAGGUA